AGCAGUUCUGGUCUGGCCAGUAAAGGCCAUGGAGGGAAUUGUCAAUCCUUAUCUCAGAAGAACGUCGCACGAGGUAGCAGUGGCACAGGCAUAGCACCGCAGCAGCGAAUGUACAGCUCUGCAAGUUCGAGUAGUCCUACAUCCCAAGCGGCACCCUUAGGAAAAAAGGGAAGCCUGGGCCCAGCCUCUACCGUAGGGUCCGCAAAACAGCUCAAUCACGUUACUGAUCAAG
This is a messenger RNA of Amoebophrya sp. A25, 232 nucleotides long. The record is from the annotation of a GenBank genome assembly. NCBI's taxonomy places the organism in Eukaryota, Dinophyceae, Syndiniales, Amoebophryaceae.